CUAACCAGUGCGGCAGAAAGAAGUUAUAACAAAGAUACUAGAAAAACGGUUAUAACAAAAGUUAUAACGAAUUUGUUCGCUAAAUAGAGUUUCAAAAAAGAUCGUGCUGGCUUGGUCGUCAAUUUUAUAUUGACUUCUCGAUUGUAGGCCCAGGUAAUAUUUUCACAAUACAGUCAAAGUGUCAAGAUUUAUGACCGAAUGGUAGGAAAAUCCUACAAUGAGCAGACGAAAACAGAACACAGCGACUGCUCGUCUCAAGCAAGACUAUGCACGCAUCAUUAGAGACCCAGUUCCUUACAUAACUGCAGCUCCUCUGCCAUCAAAUAUCUUAGAAUGUCACUAUGUGGUUUUAGGUCCAGAGAACACACCCUAUGAAGGUGGAUUCUAUCAUGGAAAAUUGGUGUUUCCCAAGGAAUUUCCAUUUAAACCUCCAAGCAUCUAUAUGAUAACACCAAACGGCAGAUUUAAGUGCAAUACCAGACUUUGUCUAUCCAUCAGUGAUUUCCAUCCAGACACAUGGAACCCAACUUGGUCUGUGUCAACAAUUCUUACAGGUCUUCUCAGCUUCAUGGUUGAAACAAAUCCGACACUAGGCAGCAUUGAAACCUCAGAAUACACAAAACGACAGCUUUGUGCUCAAAGUGGUGCCUUCAAUGUCAAAAACAAAGUAUUUUGUGAACUAUUUCCGGCGAUAUCUCGGGAAAUUAAAAAUGAAUUAAAAAGAAAAGAAGAGGAGCUUGCAGCCAGUAUGCAGUCGUUAGUGACCACAGUUUGAACAAUAAAUAACACAUCCAACAAUGCAAUGGGGCAGCCACAGAUUAACAACCAGGACCACUAAGGCAUUGUGGGUGGUAUUCUGGCCUAUGUUCUUGUGAUUGUAGUUUUUGCAGCAUUUGCAUACACAGUUAAGUAUGUACUGAAAAAUAUAUCCCAAGAAUAAUGAAAUAGAAACUAUGUAUUAUUAUGUUGUAAGAUUGAUCUGUUUUUUUAAAUCUUAGAGAGAUUAUUUUAGGGAUUUGAUGAAAUAUAAACCCUUGUACUUUUUAUAAAAUAGUAAAAAAUCUGUAGUAGGAUUAUUAUAUUAGAUUCUAAUUUUAGUCAAGUGCAUUGGAUGGGCAAGCAUAACUGGAUCAAUUAAACUGCAUUUUGUACUAAGUUAAUCUAAAUAAUCCUGUGUUUAAUUUCUAAAUCACCAAUAUGAUUGUAAAGAUAAUAUAAAUAAUUCCUGUCUGAACAUUUCGAUCAAACUUAACUACCUAGUUAAUGACAUUAAUAAGCAGCUAAGUUAACCAGAUCACAGUUAAUUUUUGGCAAUGAUACGAUCACAGUUAAUUUUUGGCAAUGAUUGUAGAGUAUUGAUAAGUUAUCUGAAUACAACCAUGGAGAAAAGAAAAAUAAACUAUACUUAUAAUUCCUGCAUCAUCAUCAGUUAGAUAUAUGAAGUUAAUCUAGUUAAUCCUGUUCUCAUUUGGAGCAACAUUAACACUAAACUAGGUAAUGAUAAGCAGCUAAAUUAACCAGAUCACAGUGAUUUUUUGUAUCGGCAGCGAUACUACAGUAUUGCUAAUUAUAACUACUAAUUUCUGCAUCAUCAUCAAUUAGAUUAUUAAGUUAAUCCUGUUCUCAUCUGGAUCAAGAUUAACAUUAAACUAGUUAAUGAUAAGCAGCUGAAUUAACCAGGUCACAGUGAAUCUACCUGCAUCUCUAUUCAGCAUCGUGUUUGGUAAUUUAUAGUAAAGGUUGCCUCUUGUGGUUCUACUGUUAAGAUCUCCGUCUUAUCCAGGACAAUUGUAUGGUCCUGAUUGUCUGGAUUGUUCAUAUCAUAAAGUGUUUAAUUUUAAGAUGUUAACAUACUGGAUAGUUGAAUUUUCAUCAAACUAUUAUUGUUAUUAUUUAAAAAUAUGUACUUCAAAAUCAGGUAGACAGAUUUUCUGAUAACAAUUUUUAGGCAUAUUAAUAUUCUUGUCACUUUUAUUGUUAGUUAGUACUGUUUAUAGUUAAUUGUAAGCUUAUAUCAUUCCACAUUAGUUUAAACUUUAAAAUCUUUAAAAUGUGUACUUGGUCUUUUCAUUGUCACCACCAGGGAGAUGUAAAAUUUUAACAUCUCCCUAGUCGCCACCAUCCUUAUGAAGAGCAACAUCUUCCUAAUUAUCUCUAUCACCAUCAUCAUCAUCAUCACCACGACCACCAUCAUCAACAUCAUCUUCACCACCACAACCACCGUCACCACCAUCAUCACCUUCAUCAUCAUCAUCAGUGCUGUCAUCAUCAUCAUCAUCA
Anneissia japonica is the source of this 2280-nucleotide messenger RNA. Its product is annotated as ubiquitin-conjugating enzyme E2 J2-like. The record is from RefSeq and is a predicted model, not a curated record. NCBI's taxonomy places the organism in Eukaryota, Metazoa, Echinodermata, Crinoidea, Comatulida, Comatulidae. The transcript has 6 exons. The coding region runs from base 218 to 775 and encodes 185 amino acids.